AUGCUCGCUCUGAGAAAGAAGAAGUUGCACCAGCAGCUGGCAAUGGACUGCAACACCAACCUCGCGAAGGAGCUCGUGGAGAGCAUCGAGUUCGCGCGCGCCCAGAAGGACAUCGUCGACGCACUUGCCGCUGGAGUGGAGACGCUGAAGCGAGUGCAGCGAGAGAUCGGGGGCGCCGACUACGUCCACCGCCUCAUGGACGAGCGCGACGAAGCGAUACUGGCGAUGCAGGAGGUCAGCGAAGCGCUGGCGGGCGCGGGCGUGGCCGCCGACGACGCCGAUGCGCUGUCGGAGCUGGCGAGGCUGGAGGAGGAGCACGCGGCCGCGGCGCUGUCGGCGCCCGCGGCGCCGCAG
This is a messenger RNA of Prorocentrum cordatum, 354 nucleotides long. The record is from the annotation of a GenBank genome assembly. Lineage: Eukaryota; Dinophyceae; Prorocentrales; Prorocentraceae.